Messenger RNA from Racocetra fulgida, 784 nucleotides. Lineage: Eukaryota; Fungi; Glomeromycota; Glomeromycetes; Diversisporales; Gigasporaceae. The record is from the annotation of a GenBank genome assembly.
GGACUUUUAUCCACUUCAAGAGUAGCUCCUGCAUCACCAACUAGUAAACAAGGGCGUUCACAAUUAAAUAAUGGUACAGCUGUAAAUUCAUCAACUAGUAAUUUAAGUUCUAGCAAACCUGAUAAAAGAAAUAAAAAUAAUUUAUCUUCUACAAAAACUCCGACAAAUUUAACUUCGACUAGUUGUAAACAGCGCACAACUCCACGUUCCACUCAUUCUUUGAGUGCAAAUUCUUCAUCAACCAAUCUUCCCAGUUCAUCUAGUUUACUUACACCAGGUUAUAAUACUAUGGAAGUAGAUUCCUCUUCUUCUGCUGCAAGUACGCCAAGUGGUUAUAAUAAUUCUGCUGGCCAGUAUGAUGAUAAUACGACAAGUGGUGAUGAUGAAACUACUAGCUUUUUACCAGGAUCUGAAAAGAGCAAGAAAGAGCGCGAAAGAGAACGAAGAAGGCAAGAAGCCCGAAUGAAAGGGUCUUCAGCCAUGAAUCCUCACGUAGCACUUAAAACUUAUGCACCAUCUUUAUCAUUAUUUGAACGUUCAGAAAUAUUAGAAUAUUCUGAAGUUUAUUUUGUGGGUCAAAAUGCCCAAAAAGUCGCAUCGAGUCCUGAAUUGACUGGUUGUAAUUUUGGCUUCGAUGAUGAUCGUGGAGAUUAUAUCGUAAUAAACAAUGAUCAUUUAUGUUAUCGUUAUGAAAUAGUUGAAAGUCUAGGCAAAGGUUCUUUUGGUCAAGUAUUAAAAUGUCUUGAUCAUAAAACGGGAGAGUAUGUGGCUGUUAAAAUAAUUC